Molecule: messenger RNA, 11085 nt
Organism: Clonostachys byssicola
Lineage: Eukaryota; Fungi; Ascomycota; Sordariomycetes; Hypocreales; Bionectriaceae
Source: the annotation of a GenBank genome assembly
AUGGUGCGAACCAGUUUGUUCCUGGCAUCCUUUGCCGCACAUGCGUUAUCCUUCGUUUCAGCAGACAUUGCCCCGAGGGACUCAUAUUCCAAGGACGUCAUCUGCGUUGGCAACAACUGGACGCCUGUGCUCAUCAGCAUCACCCCCGACAGCUGUGGAGGGAAGAGCUGUAAAGCCGCAGAAUUGUGUAUCGCCGAAAGCUGCGUUCCUCUCAAGCUUGGAGCCAACCACGACCAAUGCGGAGACAGCAAGACGGCCUGCGGGCCCGGACAGUGGUGUAACAACGGAAAUUGUGACCCGAUCGAAAUCAUCGCCAAUCCCUUGACGUGCGGCAAAGGUGGAAAGUGCAAAGCCGGAGAGCUUUGUAUCAACGGAGCCUGCCUUCCAAUCAACUACGGUGACGACGCGAACUGCUGCGGCCCCGAUAAGAAAGAAUGUUCCCCCGGACAUGUGUGUCUCAAUGACGCGUGUACCCCCAUCACUAUCGGCUCGAGCGUCAGAUCCUGUUCAAAGAACGAGGAAUGUCCCUAUAGCAACAAGUGUGACAAGAACGUGUGCCAGCCCGUUAUCAUUGGCACCGAUCCUCUGUACUGCGGCCCCGAGGGAAAGGCAUGCGAGGCCGGCAGCGUUUGCGUGUCUGGCAGCUGCCUUGACUUGAAUAUCGCAGAUGCCAAGGGCAAGACGUGCGAACCUGGGUCUGUGAGCCUCGACCAAAAAUGCAUCGCCAUCCAUAUCAGCACCGACGGCUCUGCCUGCGGCACGUCUGGCAAGGCUUGUGACGCCGGCAAGGUCUGUAUUUCUGGAGUGUGCAUUGGUGGCUUUGGAGAUGCCUCCGCUGCCGUUCUAAGCUCAUGCGAGGGCUCUUCCGACCACGGUGGUAGUGGAAACAAACAAGACGCUCCUAGCUCUGAAGGUGCGCCUAGCCCUCAGAGCGAUGGAUGGCCAUCGGACAGCAAUCUUGGCCCUUUCACCAACUAUGACAACCGCCGUAUGACGGUCGGAUCCUGGGCCCCAGACGCUCCAGCACCCCGCCCAGGUGACGGUACCUGUUACUGGCCAACGGAGGGUUAUUGCCGCAAUGGCGAGGUCUAUAUGGAUGGCUUCUGCGUGGAUAUCAUUGGUGAUGUGAACAACUGCGCCGGUCCAGGCCAUGCCUGCCCAGCAAACAACCUUUGCUGCAGUGGCAAUUGCUAUGUCGUUGAGGUUUUCCAGACACCUGACAACUGCAGCGGCAAAGUCUGCGGACCAGGGCAUGCGUGUGUCGAUGGAUCUUGCGAGCCUGUUGUCGUCUAUCGAGAUUCCUCCAAGUGCAAGAACGUUGACUGUGGCCCUGGAAGGCUAUGCAUUUCUGGAGUUUGUGUGGAUAUCAAGGGCGAUUCCAACAACUGCCCAGCCGACGGCCACGCUUGUGAUCGCGAUAGCGUCUGCAUUCUCGGCAACUGCGUCCGCAUAAACACCCAUGGUUCUGAGAACUGUGGCGGUAAUUGCAGGAACAAUGAGGUCUGCGUCGACGGCUGUGCCUGCAUCCACGGCAAGUGUAUCACCAUUGGAAACCCGGUCACCUGCAAGCUCGGAGGCAAAGACCUCGUGUCCUCCGACUACAACGGCCCAUGCCCUCCUGGCUUCAUCUGCAUUGAUGGGACUUGCAUCCCCUUCGCGUCUCCUAGCCUAUGCGAUGCCUACGGAAACCAGUGUCCCGCCAAUUCUGUCUGUGUUCUGGGCAACUGUAUUCCACUCAGCAACCCUGCGCAAUGCGGCUCAGACAACAGGCCCUGUAACCCCAGUGAGGUCUGUGUUGGAGGUUUCUGCACACGACUUUCAGGUCCAUACUGCAAUACCAAUGGUGACUGCCCAAUCAACCACCUCUGCGACAUCAACACUCGUCUCUGUCACCCUCCCACCCUUGGCUGCGCCUCCAGCAAAGAUUGCGCUUUCGGUCAUAUUUGCAACGAUAGAAAUAUCUGUGUUCCCGAAAAGUUCGGCUGCCAGUCCACUACAGACUGCCCCGCUGAGCACAUUUGCAACGACAGAAAGAUCUGCGUUCCCCAGAAGUUUGGCUGCCAAUCCAAUUCAGACUGCUCUCCUUGGGACGUUUGCAAUUACCAUAAUAUUUGCGUCCCUCGGACCCUCGGUUGCCAGUACAACACGGACUGUCCUUUCGGAGAGCGUUGCGAUGAGCGGCAUGUGUGCGUUGCCCUGCCUGCCAUCUGUCAGUCCAAUGGAGACUGCCAGAAUGGCCAAAUUUGCAAUGGAAACAAGAAUUGCGUCCCCCAGACUGUGGGCUGCACAUCAAGCACACAAUGCCCUUUCGGACACCGUUGUAACGACUAUGGCAUCUGCAUUGUUCUGCCCGUCCUCUGCCAGGAAGAUAUAGAUUGCCCUGGGCAGGCAUGUGGUCCCAAUAAGGUGUGCGGUCCCAAGAGCUGCAAGUCAAGCACAGAAUGUGCCUUUGGACAGGGCUGUAAUGACCAAAGCAUCUGCACUGUUCUCCCCAGAAUUUGUCAGAACGGUGAAGAUUGUCCAUUUUACGAGGUUUGCAAUAGUGGCAGCAAGACAUGUGUUCCUCGAACUACCGGCUGCAUGGUUAGCACCGACUGCCCUGUCGGCGACUUUUGCAACGACUACAAGAUUUGUGUUCCUCUGGCUGUUGGCUGCCAGACAGACGACGGCUGCCCACAAGGCAAGUCCUGCAAACACAAUAUUUGCGUCAACGCGCCUCUCCUCUGCCGCGGCAAUCGUGACUGCCCCUGGGGCUAUGCUUGUGAUGUACCAGCGCAGACCUGCAAGGCUAUCGGUCCCACGGGCUGUGAUUCCAACACUGCCUGCCCAGCCGGCCAUGUGUGCAAUUUCAACAACCGGGUUUGCGAGGAAGUCAAGCCAGGCUAUUGCCAGAGUGACGGCGACUGCCCCAGUUACCAAAAGUGUGACAAGGCCGCUCAUGUUUGUCAGACCCGCACCGUGGGUUGUUCCGUUAACACAGAUUGCUCUCCUGGGCAAGUUUGCGAUAAUUGGUACCGAAUAUGCGUGGCCGGGCCGACGAGCUGCGACGGUUUUAGGCAAUGCCCAACCGGCCAGUACUGCAACCCUCAGAACAUCUGCGUUGUCUCGCCCACCCUCUGCCGCGGCACCUCAGAUUGUCCCUCGCGUCAGUUCUGCGAUACGAACACUCGCACUUGCCAGGAUAUUGGACCCGUUCCUUGCGAUAGAACUGGCGACUGCCCUUCCGGACUUGUCUGCAAUACACGCUUCCACGUCUGCGAGCCAUCGAUUCCCGGCCCUUGCAGUGUCGAUAAUGACUGCGCUCCUAGCCAGAAGUGCAUUACUAAUACUUGCCAGACUGUCGCUCCCACUCGCUGCUCUGCGGAUGGUGACUGUCCUACGGGCGAGCAGUGCGAUAAGAUCCGCCAGUUCUGUGUUGGCAAGCCCAUUUCUUGCAGCCUGGACACCGACUGCCCGAGACAAGAAAUUUGCGGUGCCGGUAGCGUCUGUACCCCUGUUGUCAAAGGUUGCCAGGUGCCAACAGACUGUGAUGAUGGACAGACUUGUAAUACCGACAACAUUUGCGUGGUCUCGCCUGAUGUCUGUCAAGUCAACUCGGACUGCUAUCCUGGUGAGAUCUGCGACACUUCGGCCAGCGCAUGCCGGAACACUGGUCCAAUCCCUUGUGGUAACGACUAUGAUUGUCCCGGUAGAAAUCGCUGCAAUAACCAGUACAAGGUCUGUGAACUAUUUGUCACCCUACCUUGUAGCGCAGAUACAGAUUGCCGCUCAGGCCAGGUCUGCAACGUCAGCGCACGCGUGUGUGUGACUCGGGCUCCCACACCUUGCACGGCUGGAACAAACUGCGGCGUGGGUUUGGUGUGUUCCUCGUCGAACAUCUGCGUUGCCGCACCCGUUGAAUGCACCGCGGACGCUCAGUGUCCAUCUGGCAAAAUCUGUGGUACUAAGGGUAACUGUGAGGUUCCCCUCCCUCAAUGUCAGGUCAACAAUGAUUGCCCCAUCGGGCAGCGUUGUGCCUCUGGUUCGAAGUGCCAAUUCGUUGGACAUGUGCCUUGCCGUUCAACCGAUAACUGCCCUCAGAAUUCCAUAUGCAACACCGAUCUUCACAUCUGUGAGCCCCAGGAGGAACUUACUUGUCUGCAGGAUGGAAAUUGCCCAGCCAGCUACUCAUGUAUCAACGGGUACUGCCUGGUUCCUGGCUCGCAGACGUGCUUAAGGAAUGCCGACUGCCCCGAAAGCCAAACUUGCAACUAUGAGUUCAACAUUUGUGCUGCUGCCGCUGCCAAAUGCACCCAGAACUCUGACUGUCCUUCCGGUGUGACUUGCGGUACAGAUGGUUCUUGCAUCUUGGGACCUACGACUCAGGCCUUAUGCCAGGUCAACACGGAUUGCUAUCCCGGCCAGCUUUGUGACGCUACCAGCGGGAACUGCCAGUUCAUCGGCGCCUUCGCCUGCCAAAGUGAUGAUACCGAAUGCCCUGCCCGCGCCAGAUGCGACUCGGUCAACCACAUAUGUGUGCCCCAGGAUCCAGUCGCUUGCUCAUCUACUGGCGACUGCCCGGGCGGGUAUUCCUGCGAUGAUACUUCUGGUUCCUGCCUGGCAAUUUCUCCAGCUCAAUGCGUCCAGACAAGUGACUGCACUCCUGGGCAAGUUUGCAAUACCACUUACGGUUUCUGCACUGCCCCCCCUCAGAAUUGCCUGAUCAACUCCCAGUGCCCAUCUGGACAAACCUGCAGCUCCACUGGUCUUUGCACCGUCUUGCCGCCAGACUGCCAAACCAAUGUUGACUGCCCCGCAGGACUGUAUUGCGAUACCGACGCCGUCGAUUGCUUGUUCCGAGGUCCCCUCGCUUGCAGCAAAGACCAAGACUGCCCGGCUACUCUUGCCUGUAACACUCUCCUCCAUGUAUGCCAGCAAAUUGGAACCAAGCAAUGCUAUAUUGAUGACGACUGUUUCGCCGGACAAUCGUGCAAUUUUGCCACUGGCGUUUGUGAUACUGAUGUGCCCGAUACAUGUGCCAGCGAUAGCGAUUGUUCUCCUGAUCGCAGCUGCAACGUUCAGUAUCAAAUCUGCGUUGCCAAGACUGCCGGGUGCACCCAGACUUCCGACUGUAUCUCGGGUCAGACCUGUUCUAGCGGUGCCUGUGUUGUUUCGCCAAGCUUCUGCCGCCUUGACGGCGACUGUCCUUCUGGCAGUACCUGCAGCAAUAAUGCCUGUAGCUCUACAAGUUGUCAAUCGAACAGCGACUGUCCGGCUGGCUAUACUUGUGGCAUAGAUGGCGUCUGCUCCAUUGCCACGGGAGGCAACUGCAGAGCCAACAGAGACUGCCCGUCUGGUCAAGUAUGUGAUCAACGCAGCCUGAACUGUGUCCUUACUGGUCCCACAGCGUGCGAUCCGAACUCGACCUGUCCCGAUGGCGAUAUUUGCAAUACGUCUCUUAACGUUUGCGAACCUGAGUACCCCAACGCCUGUUUGGAUGAUUCAUACUGUCCUUCUGGACAAAGAUGCACUCUGUCAACCAGCAUUUGUGAGACGAUUAUACCUGAUACCUGUGCCCAGGAUAUUGACUGCCCUGGGAACCGAGUCUGCAACACCCAGUUCCGGAUCUGUGUUGCCGGUACCGCCGAAUGCGCCCGCAACAGCCAAUGUCCCUCGGGUCAGAUUUGCAACACCAGUGGCAACUGUGUCGUUUCUACUCCCCUCUGCCAGGUCAACGCCAAUUGCCCCCCUGGACAGACCUGCUCAGGUGGCAGUUGCACGUCUUACGGCCCAACUAGCUGUGAGAAUAUCAGACAGUGCCCCGGAAGCUACGUUUGCAACACAUCUACCCACGUUUGCGAACCUGCAACCUUCGGCUCAUGCACGGUCAAUUCGGAUUGCUUGUCUGGACAAUACUGCGCUGCCGCAAACCAAUGUGCAACAAUUGCUCCUACUCAGUGCGUGGUAAACAGCAAUUGUGGCACUGGCCAGACGUGCGAUGUCAGGUAUGGAAUCUGUGUUGCUGCUGCCGCGACCUGUACUGCCGAUACAGACUGUCCUUCCGGCGCAGGUUGCGCAAGCGGCACAUGCACUGUUUCGCUACGCGUUUGCACAGUUAACAUCGAUUGCCCCUCGGGUGAGAUAUGUGGCAGUGCGGGCUGCGACUCAAGUGGUCCGGUCUCUUGCAAUAUCAACGGUGACUGCCCCGGUAACCAGAUUUGCAACAGGUUGUAUCACAUUUGCGAGCCCAGGACAGCCGCCUCUUGCACGGAUGAUGGCGAAUGCUCACGAGACCAACAAUGCACCAACGGUUUCUGCGCGGUUCGUCCACCUGCGAGCUGCACGUCCACGGCGGAUUGCGCUAAUGGAUUGGUCUGCGAUACCACGUAUUCUGUCUGUGUGGCUCCCCCUCCUUCUUGCCAGACUACCGCGAACUGCCCAUCGGGUAUGACAUGCGGAACCUCGAAUGUGUGUAUCAUCGCUUCAACGAGCGAAUGCGGAGCCAACAGGGACUGCCCGGUCGGAAGUACCUGCAACCAGACGACAAAAUCUUGCCAGUCUGCUGGAGCAAUCGGGUGUAGUUCAGUUGCAGACUGCCCGUCAAGUACCCAGUGCAACACCUCGUUCAAUGUGUGCGAGCCCGUCAUCCCUUACCGAUGCGCCCAGGACUCGGACUGCCCAGGUGGCCAAUCAUGCAACUCUGGAUCGGGAGUGUGCCAGACGACUGCUUCUGUUAGAUGCACUCAGGAUGGCAACUGCUCUAAUGGGCAGGUAUGUAACACGCAGUUCGGCAUCUGUGUCGCCGCCGCGACGGGCUGCCAAAACACCUUUGACUGUCCCUCUGGCGAGACCUGCGCUUCCAACGGUUUCUGCAGCCCCGUUCAAUGCCGGGUCAACAACGAUUGUCCCAGUGGGAAUUACUGCAACCAGGGCACGAGGAGUUGCGUGUCUCCUGGGCCUACCAUUUGCAACGGUAACGGUGACUGCCCUAGUGACAGCAAUUGCAAUACCUCGCUGCAUGUUUGCCAGCCCAAGGACACUGUCAGCUGCACAUCGGCGGCUGAUUGCCCAAGUGCACAGAAUUGUAACAGUUUCUUCGGGGUGUGCCAGACCACGACGCCCCAGCGGUGCGAGUCCAGCGCUCAAUGCUUCUCAGGGCUGACUUGUAACCCUGAGUACAAGAUCUGUGUUGCCGCAGCUGCCACUUGUACCAUAAACUCUGACUGCCCAUCAAACAACCUAUGCAGUAAUGGCGCCUGUGUCGGUGCUGGAUGCAGCACCAACAGCGACUGUCCUACCGGCAACCUGUGUAAUACGCAGACCAAGGCUUGCCAGUCAAACGGACCUAUCAGUUGCAGGUCUACUGCAGACUGUCCCAACGCUUUCAGCUGUAGCUCGCAAUACAAGAUCUGCGUAUCGACGAACGCAGUUUCUUGUAGUAAGGAUACAGACUGCCCGAGCGGUUCAAACUGCAACACGGGGCAAUACGUCUGCCAGACCACGGCUCCAGUUACCUGUACAUCGACUGCUUCGUGCUCACCUGGGCAGGUUUGCGAUUCCGUCAACCAGAUCUGCGUGGCCGGACCCGUUAGCUGCACUGGUUCUACCCAAUGUCCAUCCGGGCAGACAUGCGGCUUCAACGGUCAGUGUAUCAGUUCCGGGUGCGUCGUCAACUACGACUGCCCUGCCGGAAACACUUGCAACCAGACAACAAAGACUUGUGAAAGUAAUGGGCCUAUUGGGUGCACUUCCACUGCAGACUGUCCUGCGCAGGAUAACUGCAACACCAAUUUGCGUGUCUGCGAGCCCAAGCAGCCCGUCGCAUGUAGUACAAACGCCCAAUGCUCAAGUGGCCAGAGUUGCACUCGCGGUACCUGCACGACCACAACGCCUACCACGUGUACCGCGGAUGCCAAUUGCCCUACCGGACAGACCUGCUCCGAAGCAUAUGGCAACAUUUGCGUUGCUGGACCUGUGGACUGCACGGCUGACUCCGACUGCCCAUCUCGUGAGAGGUGCGGAUCCGAUGGCGUGUGCAAAGCAGCUCCCAACUGUCUGGUCAACACUGACUGCGCUACGGGUAAUAUCUGUGAUACCAAGACCAACACAUGUACCCCUGGUGGAACCUCCACCUGCCAGAACAACAGCCAGUGUGGCAGUGGCCAGUUCUGUCUACUCUCCAGGAACGCUUGCGUUGCUUCUGGUCCUACUGCCUGCUCAUCGAACAGCGACUGCACUGCUGCCGGCACUGCAUGCAACACCCAGUUCGGCAUCUGCGCGAGCGCCACACCCAGACAGUGCAGCUCUCCAUCCGAUUGCUCCAGCACUGAGGUGUGCAACCCGAUCACUUCUGCGUGCGAGCCCACAGCUCCGCGCGGUUGUGGCAGCGAUAGGGACUGCCCUGUUGCCCAAGCCUGCAACACCGACCGAUUCAUGUGUGUUGCGUCGGCGAGCUUCUGUCAGAGGAACGCAGACUGCAGCCCGACUCAGUCCUGCGACCUGCAAGCCAACGCCUGUACACAGAACUGUGAUGCAAGCACUGCCUGCCCAACUGGCCAACAAUGUCAGUCCGGUAGAUGCCAGAAGACCCCAGGAUAUUGCGAUAACAACACUCCAUGCACUACCGCUGGCCAGAACUGUGUGUCCAACCUCUGUGUAUCCAACACCUAUUGCGAUGAUAAUACGCCAUGCCCUAGAGGCCAGACUUGCUCUACGAACACCUGCCAGGUGGGAGCUGCCUGUAACGCUAACACACCUUGCACUGUUCCGGGCCAGACUUGUAGCUCAUUGAAUGUGUGCGUGUAUCCUGACGGCUACUGCGAUGCGAACAAGCUCUGUCUUCAAGGCCAGAUUUGUGUGUCGAAUGUCUGCAGAGAUCCCGACUACUGUGACGCGACGACUCAAUGCACGGCACCUCAGACAUGUGUAUCGAACGUCUGUACAGAUCCCGACACCACACCUCUCGCCUGCAGCAACUCAGUCCCAUGCUCUGAUCCAAGCCAGUUCUGCAACCUCAUCACAUCUACGUGCACAACCAUCGCGGGCUACUGCACUGCCUAUACCGGCGCGGGUAAUACCUGCGACACAGGGUAUUAUUGCGAUCUUGCGGGCACCCACGUAUGCAGGCCCAUCCCCAACUACUGUCAGUCCGACGUCGAUUGUGGACAAGGCAACUACUGUGAUAGCAACUUCUGCCGGCCUUCUGAUGGCUACUGCGGCACUUCUGGCCCCUGCCCUCUCGGCCAGUCGUGUCAGAACGGCGGGUGUGUUCCAAUCUCUGGUUUCUGUCUCCAGGACUCUGAGUGUCUUGCAAGAGCAGCGGGUACCUACUGCAAUCAGAACACAAAGCUGUGUGCUCCUGUCCCCAAGUACUGUUCCGCAGACGUUCCAUGCCCGACCGGCCAGUCAUGUUCAGAAUAUGGAAUCUGCGACUCCAACAGCAACACCCCGUUGUACUGCGAUGGUACUGCCACGUACCCAUGCGCCGCCGGAUAUACCUGCAACACUGCCGAAUUGCGCUGUACAGUCCUCGUGGAUUACUGCCCGCCACCGUUUGGAGGAGCCUGUGACACAGGAUACACUUGCGAUACGGCGACGGGCGAAUGUCAACCGAACAGUGGCUGCACCGCGGCUGGCACAUGCCCUCUUGGACAAACUUGCGGCACAACCGCCACGAGCAAUGGACGCAACGUUUGCUCCACGACCCCAGGCUUCUGUGCAUCAUCGACAGACUGUCUUCCCAACCAGUUCUGUGAUCCGGCAAACUACCAGUGCGCCCUCAUCUCAGGCUUCUGCAGCGCCAACUCCCAGUGCGCGACUGGGCAGUUCUGCCAACUCAACGUUAACCGCUGCGAGAACAUCCAGGGAUACUGCACCCAGACCUCAGGCUGUGCAGCAGAUCAGACCUGCGACACGACCAGGAACCAGUGCAUCCCCAAUCCUCAGUAUUGCAGCUCCAACUUUGGCUGUCCUGCGGGCACCACGUGUCAAAGCAACACUUGCACGGGCACUGCCAUCACUUGUACGGUACAGACCGAUUGUCCCGGUGGCCAGAUUUGCGGAACCGGUGGUAGAUGUGCCCUCCAACAGGGCUUCUGCGUGUCCAGCACAGACUGCGGUGCCGGUAGCCAGUGCUCCAGCACAAACGCCUGCGAGCCAAUCUCUGGAUACUGUAGCUCGACCGUGCCCUGCUCCCAGAUCACCGAGGCCUGCGACUACGGACGAAAUGUCUGCUACAAUCCCGAGGGCGUCUGCUACACUGAUGCCACCUGCGGUGCAAACGCCUACUGUGCCCUGGGUGCGGCCGGCUCCAGCGGCAUCUGCACGCCUACAGGAGGAUACUGUUCUCCUACAUACACUUGCCCGACAGGUCAGACGUGUGUCAAUGGCGUCUGCACACUCGGCAGCGGUUACUGUGCGGCGACGAGAGACUGCCCGUCCGGCCAAUUCUGCGCUGGCAAUACGUGUUCCACAACUCCCAAGUCAUGCACCACCAAGCAGGACUGUCUUGUCAGUCAGAACUGCAAUACCGUUUUGUCCCAAUGUACCGACAUCACCCAGUUCUGCGUUUCGAACGGCGACUGCACCGCUGGUACCCAAGCCUGCAACUUGAGGCUGAACCAAUGCGAGUCGACUAGCGGCCCAUGCGCCGCCAACACCGACUGUCCCUCAGGAUAUCAGUGUAACGCACCUUCAUGCGUUGCCAUCCAGGGCUUCUGCAGCCAAGACACGGACUGUGGCCCGGGAACCAGGUGCAAUCUCACCGACAACCAGUGCGACGAGAUCAUCGGUUACUGCGAUGCUACUGUCACCUGUCCCACGGGCCAGACAUGCAACCUCGCCUCCAACAGAUGCACGCAGAAUACCAACUACUGCACCGCGUCGUGGCAGUGUCCCACCGGCCAGACCUGCGACACCAGCACCAACACCUGUUCAGAUAACAGCCUCGGCGCGCCCUGCACCUCUGGCUCUUGCGGCUCUGGAACGUGUCUGCCACUCGUCAACGUGUGCGCCCAGGUCACGGGACAGAACUGCUACUUCCCGCAGCCCAACUGCGUGGUCGGUAUCUGUGCCCCCUUGCUCAAUGUGUGCGCGGCCAUCUCAUAG